This is a messenger RNA of Drosophila busckii, 1541 nucleotides long. RefSeq names its product RNA-binding protein FUS. Lineage: Eukaryota; Metazoa; Arthropoda; Insecta; Diptera; Drosophilidae. Bases 26 to 1441 code for a protein of 471 amino acids. The transcript has 5 exons. The record is from RefSeq and is a predicted model, not a curated record.
AAAGUAGCAGUGCUAUUGCUAGAGCAUGGAUGGAGCUGCACAAGUAGCGACCCCACCAGUUGGUGGUCAACGUGGGGGUGGCUAUAGAGGCAGAGGGGGCGGUCCACCAAUGCGCGGUGGAUUCGAGCAUCGUGGACGUGGUAGAGGCAUGGGUCGUGGUCAUUAUAUGGGAGGCAUGCGCGGUGGCGGCAUGGGAGGUGGUGGUCCGCCGAUGCAGGGCAUGAUGCAAGGCCCGCCACGAGGCAUGCGCCCACGAGGUGGAAUGGGUUACCAAGGACGUGGUGGAGGCUUUCAGCCGCGUGGUGCUCCAAUGGGCAUGCGAGGCAGCGGCAGACCACCAUUAUAUGCGCAGCCUCCCAAACAACAUACAGGAGCGGAUAACAAUAAAACCGUAUCACCCGUACCGGCAGUAGCGGCAGCUGCUAGUGACCAGCAGUCAGGUGAGGCAUCUGUUGAGGAAACUGCCAAUACAGCGACUGCAGCAGCAGAUGCAACAGUAAGCACAGCCAGCUCGCAUGUGUCUGGAGGCGUUGGAGGCGCUAGUACUAAUAAUGGCGGCGGACCACCGCCGUAUAUGGGACGAGGUCGCGGACGUGGCGGACCGUUUGGUCGGGGUCGUGGUGGUGGCGGCUAUAACCCGCACAUGAAUGGAAACGGCGGCAAUGGCAUGUAUUCGCAUUCACAUCACUCCAACUCAAUGGGCGGACCCGGUGGAGAGCACGGCGGCAUGCCACGACGUGGCUCCAUGCGUGGACGCGGCGGCGGCGGCUACAAUCAAGGUAUGAGUCGGCCACCCAUGCAACAUCAUCAACAGGCUCAUAAUGUCAAUACACAAAUUGCACCGGUACCAGCUCUUAAGCGAGGCGCUCCCGGUGGCCCAGGUCCCAAGCGCGGACGUUAUGAAGGUGGUCCCUAUAGCCAGCGGCCCAUGACACCAAAGUACCAUUCAGGCACGCAGCAUAUGUCCCAAUCAACAUAUGGCUCACAGCCAGCACAUCAUGCUCCGGCAGCAAGCCAUCAUGGUGGCUAUCAGGCCCAUGAUCAGACGCAGCAGGUAGAUCCGUAUGCACAGAGCAGUUAUAGUGCAACGUCUACCACUCAGCAAGGCUACAACAAUGGUUAUAGCCAAAACACCGGCUAUGCAACGCAGACUAGCACAACAGCCAACAGCAACUAUGCGUCACAUCAUGGCACCGAAUACGAUCAGAGCCAAUACCAAGGCUACAACUCUUCCGGCUAUACUACGCAGCAGGAUACACGCUAUCAGCAGCCGUAUGGUCAAGAUUAUAGCCAACAGUAUAGCUCCACGGCGGUUGAUUACAAUACCACUGGUCAAACGGACUAUAGUCAGCAGAGCGCGGGUUACGAUGAGCGCGCCUAUGCCGGUUAUGAUUCGCAGGCGUAUUCGCAAAACUAUUCAAAUGCAGCGGCCUAUUACUAGGCAACAACGUGCCGCAUCCCUCGAAAAAUGGCCAUACCAACAGAUUGAAGAACGCUGCGCGUGCUUAGACCAUAAGUAUGCCAAAAUACCAAAUUUAAGG